Anopheles nili is the source of this 641-nucleotide messenger RNA. RefSeq names its product zinc finger CCCH domain-containing protein 11A-like. The transcript has a single exon. The record is from RefSeq and is a predicted model, not a curated record. Bases 1 to 426 code for a protein of 141 amino acids. Gene Ontology annotation, molecular function: metal ion binding. NCBI's taxonomy places the organism in Eukaryota, Metazoa, Arthropoda, Insecta, Diptera, Culicidae.
AUGGACCUCCCGAGGAAUCUGCAUGAUUGCUACUUCUUCUACUAUUCGACAUGUAAAAAGGGGAGCAACUGCGAGUAUCGGCAUGAGCCGGCUGCACUCGGGCACGAGAAAACCUGCAAGAUGUGGGCGGAGGGUAAGUGUUACAAUCGCACUUGCACCAUGCGCCACAUGAAAAUCGAGAAGCCACGCUCGGCCACACCGUGCUUCUGGGAGGACCAACCGGGCGGUUGCCGUAAGCCGCAUUGCGUGUUCCAGCACAAGAUCCCGAAGCCCGCUCAGCCGACAACGAGCAAUGUGGGCGUACCGGUGCAACCGGCGGCUGCAGCUGCCGCCGCGAACGCUGCAGCAGCUCAUCUGAUGCACUCGACUUCAACUGCAGUUGUGCUGGAUUACAACUAUGCAACAAUUUUGCCGAGAAUCAUCUAAGCUGCAGUGUCAGCUGCCAUUGCUUUUGCGCAGAGUGUGAUUGUGAUCGCUACGAGAAUGGAAAGAGCACGUGCUCUUUGGUUUGUACCAGCAAGCGGAAACACUUAGGAUGAUCACACCGAUGCGUUGAAUUACGGCAUCUAUGCUGCAGGUGUGAGUGGGUGCGCGCCUAUUUGCAUAGCUUGUCAUCCUGGCCCCGUGCACAGGAUUGCGUU